GAUGAUUUGAAACGCUGGUCGGUUGCCGCAAAUAUGAAACCAAAAUUUCAAGCGAGAACCAUCAGGCUCCGUGGAUGAAGUAAUAAAUGACCAGUGCGAAAUCCCAUUUCCAUCAGGGGCCUCCGCGCAAACUAGCCGAGGACCGGGGACCGCCGACGGAGGUCGCCGGGGAGGAUCUCCUAUUCCGCCGACGGCGUCUUUUGGCUCCUCCCGUCUAGGUACGUAGGUGGUUUGACUGACUGUGACCUUUUACGGGAAGCUUGUGAUCGUUUGAUGCGCUGAGACCAUGAAGCGGCAAGUGCAGGGGAUUUCGAGUGGCAUGCACAGAUACACGCACCGCUGCGAGAGUGGAGUUAAUAUUCAUGAUGUCUUUGUCGAGAGGAGCGCGCUCCGGGUGCUGUUUUCAUAUGUCGGUGCCAUGUGUCUUCUUGCGAAUGUUUGCCGUGCCUUCUUGUCAAAGGAGAGUUUAUGCCUUGGUUCCUUUUGGAGUGUUCCAUUUUCUGCUAUCGUUGCUAAAUUCUUGCAAUACAAGCCUGUGAAGAAAGAGUCAUUGGUGAUCAUGCCAGCUUUUGGUAUUCAGCUAGAACCACAUUUUUGGAGUGGACGAGUACAUCGCAAGUUCAUGCCCAUCGGCAAGAUCCUAAAGCCGGUGCUAAAUGAGUGUGUGACCCCUGUUACAUGCUACUGGAGCUUGGCAUUGCUUCUACGCGAUGAAGACGAGACCAUGCUUGUUUUUCAGCCAUGCCGCCGCCGUCGUCGUCAUCAUCAUCAUCAUCACGAGGAACUCUUUGAGACGAGUGUUGCAUGGGCUGGAGCAGACAAGCCACGAGGUAAUAUCGCAGGCACCCUGUGUUUCAUUUGCAUCCCCAGCUUUCAUCAGAAACCUAAACUAAACAUUAGCAAUGGAUCCUAUCGUAUGGUGUGUGAUUCUUCUUCUUCUUCUUGUGGUGUCACCGACGGAGAAGGCAAGCGGAUCCGACCGACACACACGGGUCUGGUCACUGUCGACGCGGGGCCUGAGUAUGCGAGCGCAAUGAUGGCCUUGUCUGUCUCUGCGAUGCAAUGGGUGACACCUGCGUAGUCUAGAGAAAAAUGGUGUAGGAUAAGGCAGCGAGCGAGCUUCCACUAUUUAUGUGUUUUCUCCGGUUCUGUUGCUGGAUCAGGGGUCAAAGUCACCUUCUUCUUCUUCUUCUCACUAUGACAUGACAUGGCUUAUGUAACGUUAAAGAGGAGCGUGUUUUUCUUUCUUCCUUGAUCACUCAUUUUCCGUUGGUCUGGUUCACUCAUUUUGGUGGCUAGAUAGAGACCAGACUGUAGAGGUGGAAAACACGAUCAAAUCACUGGAUCGGUUUUUAGGGCAUCUUCAACCACAACCUGUAAAUUUAUUUAAAUUUAUUUUUGCAUCUGUUCAUAAAUAAAGGGAUCAAUCCAUAUA
This is a messenger RNA of Hordeum vulgare subsp. vulgare (domesticated barley), 1435 nucleotides long. RefSeq lists its product as uncharacterized. Bases 287 to 1081 code for a protein of 264 amino acids. The record is from RefSeq and is a predicted model, not a curated record. Gene Ontology annotation, biological process: GPI anchor biosynthetic process. Lineage: Eukaryota; Viridiplantae; Streptophyta; Magnoliopsida; Poales; Poaceae. The transcript is spliced from 6 exons. Gene Ontology annotation, cellular component: glycosylphosphatidylinositol-N-acetylglucosaminyltransferase (GPI-GnT) complex.